AUCCUAGGCGUGGCGGCUAGGGUUUUUUGCGUCGCUUAUCUGCACUCUCUCCGCCCCUUCCACCGAAACCUGCUUUAUUCGGCUCAAUCGAGACAUCUUGCCGCCGAUUCUAGGAUUCCCAUGGAGAUCGUCGAGGCGCGGAGAUUGGUGUUCUUCUAGUUCUUUGUUUCUCUAAGGCCUAUCUGACCCCGGCGCUUGAAGAUUCUUUUGCGGAGAUGGCCAGCAUUAACCCCUUCGAUCUCCUCGGAGACGACGACAGCGAGGACCCAACGCAACUCAUCGCCGCCCAUCAGCAGAAGAUCGCCUCCAAGAAGCCCACUGCCCCUGCGGCCGCCGCACCUCACGCGCCGGCAAAGCUUCCGACCAAGCCUCUCCCUCCUGCUCAAGCCGUGAGAGAGGUAAGGGAUGCGAGGAGUAAUACUGGGGCAGUGCGUGGCGGGGCUGGCCGAGGUGGCCCCGUCCGUGGUAGGGGUGGACGAGGAGGUCCGAUGAUUCAAAAUCGUGAUUUUGGAAAUGGGAACACCGGUGGAGCUUCGCGAGUGUAUGAAGGUGCUGAUGGUGCGGGAGGAGGUGAAGAUGGUGACGCUGGUAGGCUUCAGGAGAGGGAUCGGCCGCCGCGUCAACCGUUCAGUGGUGGACGUCGCGGUGGAUAUGGUGGACGUGGUGGAUACAGGAAUGGGGAGGCUGUAGAUGACUCUGAACGUCCUCCACGGAGGAUGUACGAUCGGCGGAGUGGAACAGGUCGUGGGUAUGAGAUGAAACGCAGUGGAGCUGGCCGUGGAAACUGGGGAGCUGCAACUGAUGAUGAUAUUGCACAGGAAAAGGAAGAAGUUCUUAAUGCUGAUGAUAAGACUAUUGCAACCGAAAAGCAGGCAGAGCAGGAUGAGGUGCCAUCACCUGAGGUGAACAAAGACAACGAGGGUGCACCAAAUGAAGGUGAAGAGAAGGAAGAAGAUAAGGAGAUGACUUUGGAGGAGUAUGAGAAAGUGAGGGAGGAGAAAAGAAAAGCAUUACUUGCAAUGAAGAAUGAAGAGAGAAAGGUUGAAAUUGACGAGGAACUGCAGUCAAUGAAGCAACUCUCGGUGAAGAAAGGAAAUGAUGAUGUUUUCGUUAAGCUUGGUUCUGAUAAGGAUAUCGGAAAAAAAAAAGAAAACAUUGAUCGGGAUGAAAGGAGCAAAAAGUCCAUGAGCAUCAAUGAGUUUUUAAAGCCAACUGAGGGAGAGAGAAACCGCGGUGGCCGUGGCCGCGGAAGGGGGCGAGGUGGUCGCGGACAAUUUGGUAGCGGCUUUGGAGGCGAGGGUUCAACUUUUGCAGCAGCUGCUGCUCCAUCAAUUGAGGAUCCUGGACAGUUCCCCACCCUCGGAGGGAAGUGAGAGCCAGCGAGCUCAAAGAAAACCUGUCUGUCUUUAUUUCCGCUAUCAUGGUGAUAGUCACUUUAAUUAUUCAUGGGUUGUGAGAGGAUUUCAGUACAAUAAUAUGAUGGAUGCUUGCUGUUCGUUGUUUUA
Molecule: messenger RNA, 1505 nt
Organism: Musa acuminata AAA Group (dessert banana)
Lineage: Eukaryota; Viridiplantae; Streptophyta; Magnoliopsida; Zingiberales; Musaceae
Product: RGG repeats nuclear RNA binding protein A
Exons: 6
Coding region: 216-1373 (385 amino acids)
Cellular component (GO): cytoplasm; nucleus
Molecular function (GO): RNA binding
Source: RefSeq, a predicted model, not a curated record